AAUUGAACAAUGAGCUUUUUAUUUAGCUGGGUUUGUCCCUGGUGCUGAUUCAUGCAGGCUGGUUAAAAUCCCUUGUACCAGAUCAUUUAUUUAUCCCUGGAAACUGUGCUGUCAAAUGAGAACAUAUUCUCAAACUGAAUAGCGGUGUGUGCUCUGACCCAUAUUAUUCCUGGCUGUAUGCGAGCUUAACUGUCUGAUGUUGCCAGGCAUUUUAAUAGAGGUGAGAAGGGCUGAGUUACAGGCUAGGUGCACAUCAGCUCUGCUGUGUUUGCACCUGCUGAGAAGCCCUUUGCCUUUGCUGGCACCUUUGCUGGCUGCUCAUGGGUAUUCCGGUGGCAAAGAUGACUGCCACUCAGUUUUUCACCUGAUUUCCCCACCCAAAUUUAGCUGAUUUCCCCACCAAAUGUAGUUGUGCAGUGCAAAGAUGCUGUACUGUCUUAUGUUCACUUGUGCUGACCACAGGUGCAGUAAGCAGGACCUGCCAGGCUCUGUGAUCUGCUGGAAGAGAGAGAAGAAAGGAGCAAAAUGUUGUGAUGCUGUGAGCAUGGAGAAGAAGCUACAGCAAUGGCUUAGGGUGGAGGUGCCACAAGUUGGAAGGGAAACCAGUGCUCCUGUCCCAGUGAAUACUUCAUUUUACUGGCCCUUGCGAUGCAAGGGAUUGAAGGACUGCAGAGCUGGGCAGUUUUGGGUCAAAUCUUGGAAGAAAAAUGAGCGAGUGGUGAAACACUGGAGUUUAACAGCAAGCAGGCCCAAAGACAACGAUGGAGUGCCAGAAAUUCAUCAAGUUUGGGAACCAGCUUCUUCGCCGGAAAAAUGUGGACUGCACUCGAGAAGACAGCCGGCUCUCGCGGUGCCUCAACACCUUUGACUUGGUGGCCCUUGGUGUGGGCAGCACUCUGGGGGCAGGUGUCUAUGUACUGGCUGGGGCUGUGGCACGAGUGAAUGCAGGACCUGCCAUUGUCAUCUCCUUCUUGAUUGCUGCCUUGGCUUCUGUGCUGGCUGGACUCUGCUAUGGAGAAUUUGGUGCUCGCGUUCCUAAGACGGGAUCAGCUUAUCUGUACAGCUAUGUGACUGUUGGCGAGCUGUGGGCCUUCAUCACGGGGUGGAAUUUAAUCCUCUCCUAUGUUAUCGGAACCUCCAGUGUGGCCAGAGCCUGGAGUGCCACGUUUGAUGAAAUCAUAGGUGGGCACAUUGAAGACUUUUGUGAAAGAUACAUGACAAUGAACGCUCCAGGAGUGCUAGCAAAAUACCCAGACAUCUUCGCUGUGGUGAUAAUCAUCAUCUUAACAGGGCUUUUAACCUUUGGUGUGAAGGAAUCUGCCCUGGUGAACAAAGUGUUCACCUGCAUCAACAUCCUCGUCAUCGGCUUUGUCGUGGUCUCUGGCUUCGUGAAAGGAUCUGUGAAAAACUGGCACUUGACUGAACAGGACAUUUACAAUACCAGCCAUGGCACUCAUGGAGACAAUCAAACACAGGGAGAAAAGCUGUAUGGUGUUGGAGGGUUUAUGCCUUAUGGAUUGAAAGGAGUCCUCUCAGGGGCAGCCACAUGUUUUUAUGCUUUCGUGGGAUUUGACUGUAUUGCUACAACAGGUGAGGAGGUGAAAAACCCUCAGAAGGCCAUUCCUAUUGGCAUUGUGGCAUCUCUGCUCAUCUGCUUUGUGGCUUAUUUUGGUGUGUCAGCUGCCCUGACACUCAUGAUGCCUUACUACCAGCUGGAUACCAAUAGCCCAUUACCCAAUGCCUUUAAGUAUGUGGGUUGGGAUGGAGCCAAUUAUGCAGUGGCAGUUGGUUCCCUAUGUGCACUUUCUACGAGUCUCCUUGGCUCCAUGUUUCCAAUGCCUCGAAUAAUUUAUGCCAUGGCAGAAGAUGGACUUCUCUUUAAAUUUUUGGCAAAAGUCAAUGAGAAGAGGAAAACUCCAAUAAUUGCUACAGUGACAUCAGGAGCUGUUGCAGCUAUUAUGGCCUUUCUCUUCGACUUGAAAGACCUUGUGGAUCUCAUGUCUAUUGGGACCCUCCUGGCUUACUCGUUGGUGGCAGCCUGCGUAUUGGUAUUGAGGUAUCAGCCAGAGCAGCCUAAUUUGGCGUACCAGAUGGCUCGAACAACGGAGGAGACAGAUAACAAUGAGUCUGUGAGCACGAGUGAGUCUCAGACAGGAUUUCUGCCAGAGGAAGAGGAGAAAUGUUCCCUCAAAGCCAUACUGUGUCCCCCAAAUUCAGACCCUUCCAAGUUCUCUGGCUUGGUGGUGAACAUCUCCACCUGCAUCAUUGGUUUCCUUAUCGUGGGCAGCUGCGUCUUGACUGCCCUCGAGCCAAGCACGCUGAUAAAGGCAGUAUGGAUUAUUGCUGCAAUCCUUGUUCUUAUUAUCAGCUUCAUUGUAUGGAAACAACCUGAAAGCAAAACUAAGCUUUCCUUUAAGGUACCUCUUCUGCCCCUUCUUCCUAUCGUGAGUAUUUUUGUGAAUGUUUACCUCAUGAUGCAGCUAGACCUAGGCACGUGGAUAAGGUUUGCAGUCUGGAUGCUCAUAGGCUUUAUCAUCUACUUUUCCUACGGAAUAUGGCACAGCGUGGAGGCUGCGUACGCAGCAUCAGCAGACACAGAGAGAAGCAUGGACACUGCCUCAGACAGCUGCAAAUGACCACGUGUGUGGCUCGUGGGCGACCGGGGACCGCUGCAGCGAAGGCAGCUGUGCCAUGGGGCUCCUGAAGUGUUGCAUAUGGUUAAUCAGUACUGCAGCAAGAAAGAAGCACAGUGUGGGAAUCCCCAGGCCUGUUGCUGCAGCUUGCAGUUUGCUUAGUCGCGCAGUUAAAAGGGAUCACAAGGAAAAAAAGCUGCUCCCAGCAAUGCUGUUAGCUGGUCUGGGGCCAUGCACUCUCCCUCCUCCC
Lagopus muta (rock ptarmigan) is the source of this 2883-nucleotide messenger RNA. It is a transcript of the gene SLC7A1, whose product is annotated as solute carrier family 7 member 1. Gene Ontology annotation, molecular function: amino acid transmembrane transporter activity. The record is from RefSeq and is a predicted model, not a curated record. Gene Ontology annotation, biological process: amino acid transport; transmembrane transport. Gene Ontology annotation, cellular component: plasma membrane. The transcript has 13 exons. Bases 762 to 2636 code for a protein of 624 amino acids. Lineage: Eukaryota; Metazoa; Chordata; Aves; Galliformes; Phasianidae.